Messenger RNA from Oncorhynchus mykiss (rainbow trout), 3570 nucleotides. NCBI's taxonomy places the organism in Eukaryota, Metazoa, Chordata, Actinopteri, Salmoniformes, Salmonidae. The record is from RefSeq and is a predicted model, not a curated record.
ACGACGCUGAAGAGCGAAUUCGGAUCUGUUCCGAGAUCAUCGGAGAGCCUUUUUGAUUUAUCAAACCCAUUUACCGAGGUUUUGACAAAAAUGAAUGAGAAAGAACUGCUCCAUGGGCUGAACGACCGUUUCGCCCGAUUCAUAGAGAAGGUGCGUCAUUUGGAGCAUGAAAAUGAAUUGUUUGAGAGGGAAAUCGAGGAAAUCAAACUAAAGGCACAGUCCCCUGCGUCUCUGGCCCAGGAGCACGAGCCGGAGCUUAUGGACCUGAGGAACCUAGUUCAUGACAUCACCCUUCAGAAGCGUCAGAUCGAGAUAGAGCAUCAGAACCUGGAGGAAGAUUUCCUCACCUUGAGAGACAAGUAUGAGCAGGAGGCACGUGACCGCUCGAACGCAGAGAACGGCAUCCUUGUGCUGAAAAAGGACGCCAACGAUGCAUACCUCGCCAAACUUCAGUUGGACAAGAAAGCGCAAUCUCUGGUGGACGAGAUCCACUUCCUGAAGAAGAACCAUGAGGACGAGGUAUCAGAAAUGGUGGCCCAGUUCCAAGAGGCUCAAGUAACGGUCAAGGCGUACAAGUUUGGCAAACCUGACAUCACAGAGGCUCUCCGGGACAUCCGUGUGCAGUUAGAAGGUCACGCCACCUCCGACUUUCAGCAAGCCGAGGAGGGCUUCCGUGUCCAGUUCGCAAAGUUAACCAAAGCGGCAGAAAGUAACAGAGAGGCGUUGAAGGCAACCCAGCAGGAGAUCCAGGAGAAUAGAAGGCACCUGCAGGGGAAGACAAUUGAACUGGACUGUGGUAAAGGAAUGAGAGAGGCCCUGGAAAAACAACUAUACGAGCUGGAGAAGCGUCACUAUGCGGAAAUGAUUCAUUACCAGGACACUAUCAGGCAGCUGGAGAAUGAGCUGACCAAUGCUAAACUAGACAUGUCUGGCUACCUGAGAGAGAACCAGGACCUGCUGAAUGUCAAAAUGGCUUUGGAUGUGGAGAUUCUCUCUUACAGGAAACUCCUGGAGGGUGAGGAGUCCCAUCUGUACACCAUCUCUGACACCCACAUCUCCAUGCCCUGCAUCUACCGCCAGUCCCCCGUCUACACCCUGCCUUGCCUGGCCCGGCAGGGAGGGCCCACACGCAGGUCUGAACCCCAGUACAAGUUUGUUGAGGAGAUCAUCUCUGAGACCACCAGAGACAUGGAGAUGUCCGAGAUUGAGGAGACAGGCUCCGAGGAGACGGUCGGGGGAGAGGGAGACAAGUUGAGACAGAAGCAGGGAGAAGAGAGUGACAAAGCUGAGAGGAGAAGUGGGGAACAGGUGGAUGAGCAGAAAGAGAAAGCUAGAGGUAAAGUGGAUGUUGAAGUGGACGCCCCGGAGGAAGAGGGUGAACAGGAGGAAGAGUCUAAGAGACAGCAGAUGGUCACAUCAGCAGAGGUCGAGGUAAAUGGAGAUGGAGUUAGCCCUAGUGAGGGAGAAAAUGGAGAGGAGGGAGAUGAUGAAAGAGAGGAGGAAAAGGGGGGUGAGCCAGAUGCAAUCAAAAAGACAGAGGACAUUGACAGAGGUGAAAAUACACAAAGUGAAGUCAAAUCAGCUGAGGCCACCAGUGAGGGAGAGAAGGAAAAACUGGACACAACAGAGAAGCUAGACAGCGAGAUAAACGAGACAUUAGAAAAAGAUGACACCCCAAAACAAGGCAAAUCCCAACUAGAGGUUCCCAUGAAUGGUGACAUCUCAACAGAACCCAAAACGUCAGAGUCAGAGGAUAGCAAAACAGGAAGUUCAAUAAAGGGUGAACCACAGGUCCCCACAGAGAACAUCUCCAAAGAACCCAAAAAGGUGUCAGAGGAGAGAAAAAUAGAAAGGCCUUUACAAGAGAAAAAAGAGGUAGAUCUGAAAGAGGAGAGUGCCCCAACAGAGCAACAACAAGAUAGCCCAAAAGAAAGUCCCAUCAAAGAGGGAAAAAAGGUAGAUCUGACAGACCAGAGUGCCCCAACACUGGAGCAGAAACCUGAUCAGGAGCACAGAGAGUCAGACCAACCUCAAGAGGCAGAGAGUGCUGUGACAACACAAGAAGAGGAUCUCCCUGAGCCCACAGAGAAGGACAUGGAAUCCUCUGAUAACACUGCAGAGCUCAACACCAGUUCAACCAAGGAGACAGUGGAGCAGGUGAAGUCACCUGAUGAUUCUGGUGUAAAAACGACACAAGAUGAGAGAACAGUAGGAGGUAAAAUGCCAGACAGAAUUCUCAGCACAACAAGUGAGUGUAAGGAAGAGCCUUUGCAAAAGACUCCUAAAAAGGAGGUGGGUCCGACAGAGCAAAAAGUGAGCAGCAAGGAUGAUAGUGUAAAAAGUUUUGUGCAGAAGGAACAUAAUGGCAGAGAAAAGGUCACAAAAGAUGUCUCAAUGAGUGAGGACAAGGGGAAAGAAUCGGAGACAUCCCCUAAACCCAACCCCACUGUGACUCCUAAAGAAGAAACAAGCCUGUAUUCAGAGCCAACUGUCACCCCUAAAGAAGAAACUUCCAUUAAACCAGAACCAGCAGUCACUGCAAAAGAAGAAACGUCCCCAAAACCAGAACUAGCAGUCACCACUAAAGAAGAAACUUCCCCAAAAACAGAACCAGCAGUCACCACUAAAGAAGAAACGUCCCCAAAACCAGAACUAGCAUUCACCACUAAAGAGGUGACAUCCCCUAAACCGGAACCCACUGUCACCCCUAAAGACGAAACAUCCCCAAAACCGGACCAAACUGUCACCCCUAAAGAGGAGUCAUCCCCACAACAGGAGCCAACCGUAACCCCUAAAGAAGAAACAUCCCCUAAACCGGACGCCACUGUCGCCCCUAAAGAAGAAACAGCCCCGCAACCAGAGCCAACUGUCACCCUUAAAGAGGAGACAUCCCCACAACAGGAGCCAACUGUCACCCUUAAAGAGGAGACAUCUCCUAAACCGUACCCUACUGUCACCCCUAAAGAGGAGACAUCCCCACAACAGGAGCCAGUUGUCACACCUAAAGUAGAAAAUUCCCGCAAACCAGAACCAGCAGUCACCCCUAAAGAAGAAACUUCCCCAAAACCAGAACCAGCAUUCACCCUUAAAUUAGAAACUUCCCCACCACCAGAACUAGCUGUCACCGCUAAAGAAGAAACUGCCCCAAAACUAGAACUAGCAGUCACCACUAUAGAGGAAACUUCCCCAAAACCAGAACCAGCAGUCGCCCCUAAAGUACAAACUUCCCCAAAACCAGACCCAACCAUCACCCCCAAACAGGAAAUAUCCCCUAAUUCAGACCCAACCCUCACCCCAGAAUCAAUGACCACCCCUAAACCAGACUCAACCCUCACCCCAGAAUCAUCGACCAGCCCUACAGAAGAGAGUGAAACGAUGGGCAGUGGUGACAAAGCUAAGACAAUCACACCACCAGAGGAACAGAUGCCUGCAGUUGUAGAGAGCAAGGACUCACACAGGGGGGUGCCAGAAAGCAACACAACUCAGGAGAAACCAGAGGAAAGUAUGGACAAAGAGCCUGAGAAGGUUACAGAACCCAAAGACAGAGAGCGUGAAGACCAAGGCCUCUGA